AUGUCGGCCACCAUUGCAGAGAAGUCUGGUCACGUGCAAAUCCCUCCUGCCCCAGCUUCAGUGGCUCAACAUGACGACCACAACUUGUCUGAACUCGACGCGGAGGACGCGUCUGAGGACGAGGACAAGUAUCAACAUGGCCUUAGGCUAGCCAUAGUGUUGUUUGCCGUUGCUCUUGGCGUAUUUCUGGUGGCCCUGGAUAUGACAAUUGUGACAACAGCAAUCCCACGAAUUACAGAUGACUUCCAUAGUGUCGACCAAGUAGGCUGGUAUGGAUCCGCCUUCUUCCUCACCCUCGCUUCAUUUCAGUCCUUCUGGGGAAAGCUGUACAAAUUCUCUCCCGUCAAGAUAGUUUUCCUAGCUUGCAUCACGAUCUUCGAGAUUGGCAGCUUGAUCUGCGCUGUUUCACAAAAUAGCUCAACUUUGAUUGUGGGCAGAGCAAUUCAAGGAUGGGGUGCUGCUGGUAUUAUCAGCGGUUGCUAUAUCAUGAUAUCUCUGGUUGCAGUUCCAAGCAGAAGAGCCGGCUUCACGGGACUAAUUGGUGCCGUGUAUGGCAUGGCUAGUGUUAUAGGCCCUCUUAUAGGCGGCGUUUUUACCGAUAAGGCAUCGUGGCGAUGGUGCUUCUACGUCAAUCUUCCUAUUGGCGGCACAUCUCUCGCGCUGAUUCUGAUAUUCCUGAAAACUUCGGGUGUUCCGGCACCGGCACCACUGCGAGAAAAGGUUCUGCAGUUGGAUCUCCCAGGGACAGCGACGGUUUUAGGCAGUCUGACAUGUCUUCUCCUUGCCUUGCAGUGGGGAGGGACAACUCGAGGCUGGGGGUCAUCAGAGGUAAUUGGGACACUGGUUGGAUUUGUUUUGCUAGCAGCAGCUUUUGCUGGAAUCCAGAUCCAAUCAAAGGAGAGAGCUGCUAUUGUGCCUAGAAUUUUCGGAAAGAGAAUGAUCAUGGUGUGCUGCAUAUAUGUUUUCUUCCAAUCGGGAGCCAACUUCCUUUUCACCUAUUACAUCCCUAUAUAUUUUCAGUCCAUAGAUGGGACGUCUGCAGCUGAGAGUGGAAUUCGCAAUCUGCCCCUUAUUGUUGGAUCCUCCCUCUUCGCUGCCAUCAGUGGCGUUUCUGUUGGCAUCAUUGGCUACUUCGUUCCAUUCCUUGUUCUUGGGAGCGCUAUCUUCACCAUAGGUGCAGGCCUUGUCUAUACUCUAGACAUAGGCAGUUCUGCGGGCAAAUACAUUGGCUAUCAGAUCAUCUUAGGUGUUGGCCAAGGAUUAUGUAUCCAGAUUCCAGUUAUUGCCGGCCAGGCAUUCUCUCAGACUGAAGAUAUUCCUACAGCAACCGCGAUGGUGCUUUUCUUUCAGAUGAUGGGAGGUGCAGUAUUUGUUUCCGCAGGACAGAGUGUAUUUGACAACAUACUCCUCCGGCAGAUUCGAAAACUUUCUCAGACCAUCAAUCCAUCAAUUGUGCUAGAAAUUGGCGCAGGUAGUCUUCGAGAUGCUUUCUCGGGCUCUGAGCUAACUACAGUCCUUGAAUCCUAUAUGAGCGGACUGAAAGCAGCUUUUGCUUUUGGUACUGGCGUUGCCGGAGUUGCUGUUCUCGUGAGCCUCUGGGCCCCAUUUAAAACUAUCAAGGGAAAAGCAGUCAUUACUGGUGCGGCUUGA
Messenger RNA from Amorphotheca resinae ATCC 22711, 1650 nucleotides. RefSeq lists its product as hypothetical. The transcript has 7 exons. The record is from RefSeq and is a predicted model, not a curated record. Lineage: Eukaryota; Fungi; Ascomycota; Leotiomycetes; Helotiales; Amorphothecaceae. Gene Ontology annotation, biological process: transmembrane transport. Gene Ontology annotation, molecular function: transmembrane transporter activity. Bases 1 to 1650 code for a protein of 549 amino acids.